GCGCUGAGGGCCGGCGCAGGUGGCGCCAGUGCGGGCCGCCGCCGGCGGUGGAGGGUGGCCGGCGGAACGGCGGCUCUCCGGCGCGACGGGCACACGGCCGCGUCAGUUGUCUGAGCUCGCUGGAGACGGGUGGGUGCGCUGUUCCACGCUCCGUGCCAUGGUCCUCGCGCGGUGACCGAAUUAGAGCAAGAUGCGUGUCUCGGCUGUGAUACUAGCGCUGGUGGUUGUGGUGAGCGCUGCGGACGAUUAUUGCGAGCCGACGGCGAAAGAUUCGCUGCGGUGCUCGCUGGGCACACUGGACUCUGGGCGCGUCAAUUCGACGAGUCCGAGCGAUGUUAAACACCUGGAGAUUACCUGCACAGAGCGAUCGUACUUCCACGAGUUCUUCGAUCUGUCAUUCCUGCAGAGGUUCGUCAGUCUUCGGUCGCUGAGCAUCGCUCACUGCAAGUUCAGCACGGUGAGGCCAGGAGCGUUCCUGGGAUUCCCUCAGCUCCAGUCUUUGAGUGUGCGCACCUACAACACCGAGUGGUCGUCAGAGCAACUGCUGCUGGAACGCGGCUGCUUCGAAGGCCUGCGGUCUCUGGAGACGCUGGAUCUGGGCGGCAACAACCUCUGGUCGCUGGAGGAGGACGUUCUCGGUGGACUACCGGCGCUGAAGCAACUGAACCUCACCGGUAACAAGUUCCAGGCUCUGUCUGAGCUGCAGCCGGCUGGCGUCAAUGACGGCCUGCAGGUUCUGGACCUUUCACACAACAACCUCCUGGAGGUGCCGUCCACCGGUGUCAGGGCGCUGCCCGCUCUCAGGGAGCUCUACCUCUCCGGUAACGAGCUGGCCGUGAUCCACGACGGCGCCCUCAGCGGUCUGCGCAAGCUCCAGGUCCUGGAUGUGUCCAGCAAUCAGCUGGUGGCACUGCCGGCCAUGAUGUUGAACGAGACUCGCCAGCUGCGUGAGCUGCGUGUCCAGAACAACAGCAUCCGCGUGCUGCCGCCUGGCCUGCUGGCCGACCUGCCGCACCUUCUCACCGUCAACAUGUCGAGCAACAGCUUGAACGCGCAGUGGAUCAGGAAGGACACGUUCGCCGGCCUGUUUCGUCUGAUUGUCCUGGAUCUUUCAGGUAACCGGCUGGACUCACUGAGUCCAGACGUGUUUGAAGACCUCUCCAGUCUUCAGGUGCUAGAUCUGAGCAACAACCAGCUGCAGACACUGCCGACAGGUUUGUUCACGUCUCUGAGCAACCUGCAUACGCUGACGCUCUCUGGGAACAGCCUGAAUCGUCUAGAGCCCGGCUUCCUGGCUGGUUUGCACGUGCUGAGCCGACUCAAUCUUGAUGACAACCGGCUGGCCGCCCUCAGUCCAGAGGUGUUCACGAAUGUCACAAGUAUCGAACAGCUCAGUUUGGCUGGCAAUGAGCUCAUCUUCUUCCCAGAGGCAAUCAACCGACUCACGUAUCUCCAGCAGCUGGACCUCAGUGCCAACUUCAUCGGAGACAUCGCCGGUGAGACGCUCAGGCCCUUGAAGCACCUCAGCUACCUGCGUCUGGCACAAAACAAGCUAACAAACAUAUCCGCGCACCUGCUGUCCAACCAAAGCUCGCUCACUAUGCUCGAUUUGUCUCAGAAUGAGAUUGCAAGCAUCGACAGCGGCGCGUUUGACAAGGCCACUAACCUGAGGGCAGUCCGUCUGGAUGCUAAUCGGCUGCACAAUAUCAACGGCCUGUUUGCGAAGUUGCCGUCAUUGCUUUGGCUCAAUGUGUCUGACAAUCAGAUCGAGUUCUUCGACUAUGCCCUCAUCCCGACUGAGCUGCGCUGGCUGGACAUGCACAAGAACCAGCUGCGCGAAAUCGGCAACUUCUACAACCGCGAGUCCAAAAUGAAGCUGGAGACACUGGACCUCAGUCACAACCAAGUGUCUCUGAUCACCAGCGCUUCCGUUCCCGACAGCAUCAAAUACUUCAUCAUUGCCGGCAACCAGCUACUGACCGUGGAGCCGGGAACGUUCGAGAACAAAUACCAGCUGAUUCGUGCCGACCUGUCCUCGAACCAGCUGAGUGAGCUGGAUCUGAACGCCGUCACUCUGCCCGUCCCUGAAGCUGCGGAAGGCGAGGACAACGAAUCGGUUGCCGAGCUUCUGCUGGCUGGUAACCCGUUCUUCUGCGAUUGCAACAUGGACUGGCUGCUCAGGGUGGACACCAUGACGCCCAAGCGGAAGUUCCCGAAGGUCCUGGACGGAGACCGGGUGAUGUGCCGCCUGCUGCACUCGCCGAACCGUCUGACGCCGCUGCGGAAGACAAAACCGUCCGACUUCCUCUGCAACUACGAGCGCCACUGCUUCGCCCUCUGCCACUGCUGCAACUACGUGGCCUGCGACUGCGAGAUGAAGUGUCCGGACGGCUGUUCCUGCUACCACGACCACACCUGGAACACCAACAUGGUGGACUGCAGCCGCAGAGAGCAGGUGGCGAUCUCCCGCGAGAUCCCGAUGGACGCCACGGCUGUGUUCGCUGACGGCAAUAACAUCCGCAGCCUCGACAGUCACACCUUCAUCGGCAGGAAGCGCAUUCGCCACCUACAUGUCAACAACUCUAACGUCGAAGAGAUCCAGAACCGCAGCUUGAACGGUCUCUCUGCUCUUCAAGUUCUCCGCCUCGAGAACAACCUCAUAUCCGAGAUCCACGACUUCGAGUUUGAGAGUCUGUCAUCGCUCCGUGAGCUGUACCUUCACAACAACCGGCUGCGCACCAUACAUCCGUCGGCGUUCUCCAAGCUCAGAUCUCUCGAAGUGCUCACUCUGAGUGGGAACGAGCUGACCACCUACCCAGUCUGGCAGCUUUCAGCCAACUCCUACCUGGUGGAGCUGGCGCUGGCCAACAACCCGUGGUCCUGCGAGUGCUCGUUCUCUGCACGUCUCACCAGCUUCCUGGCUGACAAUCACGCCAAGGUGGAGGACGCCGACUCCGUCCAGUGUGAGUACUCUGGGACAGCGCCUGACUGCAGUGCCGAGCUGGCCAACAAGUCGGUCCGCCGAGCCGAUUCCUCGCGACUGCUACCACUCGUCCUGGUCGGUAUCAGCGCGUUGGCCGUCGCCGCCGUCACCGCCUGCCUCGUCUUCCGCUACCGCGCCUGUGUGUGCGCUAGGCGGAAGGCCGCGUCAAGGAAGCCGUCCUACAUGGAUGCCGUCGGCGUGGCUGCCGUCACUCCUGAUGUGGACAAGCUGUACGAUGUGUUCGUCACCUAUAGCGCUCAGGACACGCGCUUCGUCAAUGAAGCGCUAGCUCCUGAGCUAGAGCAUGCGGCGCCGGCCCUGCGGCUGUGUCUUCUGCGUCGUGACGCGCCCAACACCAGCUACCUGGGCGACGCCGUGCACCACUGCGUGCAGGCCUCGCGCAAGACACUGCUCGUCGUCUCGAGGAACUUCCUCGACAACGAGUGGUGCCGGUUCGACUUCAAGGCGUCUCACCUGGACGCUCUGCGGACUUCUCGCGGAAUCGUGGUGCUGCUGUAUGGUGUAGAGCGGAGUGCGAUUGAGGGUGAACUCAAGACCCUCCUCAAGGGCGCGCCGUGCGUGACUUACGGUGAGCCAGACUUUUGGCGCAAGCUGCGCGGCCUGCUGCCGCAGUGUCGUGGCUUCAAGCACACCCUGCCGCACAGCGUCAGCGAGCAGUCGUACAUGGCGCGUGUCUGCCGCGACAACACGCUGCUGCAGUCCAUGCUGCAGAGCGACUCGUCGCCGACGUGCUCCACGGUCGUGUCGGACGACCGCUCCGACGACCCGGUGCACAUCCGCUCCGACUCCAACAACCCGCUGGUGAGCAACGCCCAGCCGCUGCACAACAGCAGUUACAGCAGCAUCCAGCCCAGCGAGCACACCUACAUGACCAUCGAGCAGUACCAGACGGCGGCCGGCGCGCUGCUCAGCCCCGAGGCCGACCUCUACAGCACCUUGGAGCCGGAGGUGCAGCCGCAGAUGCCCUCUGACCCGGCGCACCCGAGUCAUCUUUAUCAUCAACGGGAGCUGUCUCACUCGCUCUGGGUGUAGCCGUCGCUGGCUCGGUGUUGGACUGUUUCUCAGGCUGUGGUGUGGAGCGGGGCGGGCGAGUGCCGGACGACCGGCGGGCUCGUGUGACCCAUCCCACCACCAUGGGCGAGGCCGGUGGACUCAGACGUUUGGUCCGGCUGUGAUCUCGGCCGCAGAGGCAUCUUCCUCGGCAUCAGGUCACUACUGCCGACACUGCUGCUGCUGUAGGAGCUCCACUACUCGUCCGACUAAAGCUGCUAAGGUUUCUCUGCGGAUGCACCAGCCGGUUGAGUGACCUGACCUGACCUGCAUGGCCCUCUUCCGUCGCACCAUGCGGUACCGGACCACCAACCUACUCUCGGCGGCCGGGCCGGUCCUCGCGCCAGAUAAAGGGUCUCGUCCAAAACAAGCUAGUCAUGUAUGCAAGUGGUGAACCGAGUAUUAUACCCACCUAUGUUCUGCUAAUACAAAUGAUGAAGAUG
Molecule: messenger RNA, 4497 nt
Organism: Amphibalanus amphitrite
Lineage: Eukaryota; Metazoa; Arthropoda; Thecostraca; Balanomorpha; Balanidae
Product: toll-like receptor 6
Exons: 3
Coding region: 191-4036 (1281 amino acids)
Biological process (GO): signal transduction
Molecular function (GO): protein binding
Source: RefSeq, a predicted model, not a curated record